Trypanosoma cruzi is the source of this 639-nucleotide messenger RNA. RefSeq lists its product as uncharacterized. The transcript has a single exon. The coding region runs from base 1 to 639 and encodes 212 amino acids. The record is from RefSeq and is a predicted model, not a curated record. NCBI's taxonomy places the organism in Eukaryota, Euglenozoa, Kinetoplastea, Trypanosomatida, Trypanosomatidae.
AUGAAAAGGGGGGAGAUUAGGGGCUGGCGAUUUAUUUCAUCUUAUCACACGAGUAGAAGGGGGGUAUUACUUUACAUGCUUGGAUGGGGUGCCUCGGAGAGGCGUGUCACGAGCAGCAAGGAGCUGCGCGAUGUUGAAAUGUACGUUUACACACUUCCUGCCGGGCUGUUGGGCCGUUACAUUGGUCGAGCUUUGCGGUUUCGCGUGGAGCGGUUUGCGUACGAUAUUGACGCGGCCAACCGGUCACUGAAACGCGUCGAGGUGGAGGCCGACUCUCUUUUGCCCCAGUGUGAGGUGGAUCGCUGCAAAUUUGAAAGGCUUUUGUUGAAUUUUUCGGAGGUGGAGCGUCUGUCAAGACGCGUACGCAGUUAUGUUCUUGAUGCCCCACGCUACCCGCGCAUCUUCUACGAUGUGGAACAGGAGACGAAAGAUCAUAUCGAUGGCUCCUUGCAGCUUCACGGUGAGACACAUCCGGUGCGAUGCAGCAAGACGAUGGAGGGGCCGGAGCUUGUGGUGCGUUGCCCGAUUGACAGUCGGGCGUUUAAUGUGCCGCGCUACUCUAUUUUGUUUGGGCUUUUUAGUGUCUCGCAGCAUGUGGAGGUGGAGACGCGUUUACCGCUCAAAGCAAUGAAUUUGUGA